Molecule: messenger RNA, 1372 nt
Organism: Hippocampus comes (tiger tail seahorse)
Lineage: Eukaryota; Metazoa; Chordata; Actinopteri; Syngnathiformes; Syngnathidae
Product: dnaJ homolog subfamily C member 5-like
Exons: 6
Coding region: 306-908 (200 amino acids)
Biological process (GO): regulation of synaptic vesicle cycle
Cellular component (GO): intracellular membrane-bounded organelle; presynapse; membrane
Source: RefSeq, a predicted model, not a curated record
GCCUCCCGUGCAUGUGGAGUUAAUAGUGUGAGGGGUUCUGAGUGCGUGGGUGCAACUAGACUAUUGUAGGGAAAGAAGAACAGGUCGGUUUCGAAUCGCACCAACUGCGUGGGAGUAAUUUAAAGCUACUCGCGGCCACGACGCCGCCCUGAACUUUAGCCGCUCGCUGCUCGGAUUUGGGGAAAUCCUCCAGCGUCUGUUGGGAUGAGGGGAGACGUUUGAACAUUCUCUAGGAUUCGGACGGUGGAAAUAAGGAGGAAGGAACACGGCGUUGUACGGUUGCGCGUGAUAAAUCGGUGAAUGCAAUGGAGCAGCAGCAGCAGCAGCGACAGAGAGCUCUAUCCACGUCAGGAGAAUCGCUGUACGCUGUGCUGGGAGUGGACAAGAAUGCUACCACAGAGGAAAUAAAGAAAUGUUACAGGAAACUGGCAUUAAAGUUUCACCCAGAUAAGAAUCCUGACAAUCCAGAGGCGGCCGAGAAAUUCAAAGAGAUAAACAACGCUCAUUCCAUCUUGAGCGACAGCACCAAGAAGAACAUCUAUGACAAGUAUGGCUCCCUGGGCCUCUAUGUGGCCGAGCAAUUCGGAGAGGAGAACGUCAACACCUACUUUGUUCUGUCCAGCUGGUGGGCCAAGGCAUUGUUUGUCUUCUGCUGCUUGUCCACCGGUUGUUACUUCUGCUGCUGCCUGUGCUGCUGCUGCAACUGCUGCUGCGGCAAAUGCAAACCUCGGCCACCCAUGGACCAGGAGCCCGAUUUCUAUGUGUCCCCCGAGGAUCUGGAGGCCCAGAUGACGGCCGACGAGAGAGAUGGAAGCAACGAGCCCAUCGUGAUGCAGCCGUCCUCUGCCACAGAAACCACGCAGCUCACCGCUGAGACCCACCAAAGCUACCGGACUGAUGCAUAUUAGAAAGACACACACACACACACACACACACACACACACACACACACACACACACACACACACACACACACACACAGGUCCUCUCAUUCAGUCAGCAUCAUGCUGCGUGGUCAAUAGACUUCCAGCAAGGGAAGACAGAAUGUUGUGGAAAUAACAACUGACAAUCAUCUGGGUCCUCCACUCUCCAUCAUCUCCUGCCUUCAUGAUUCCUUCAGGGUUCCUUCAAACCGAGAAGAGUGAAACACAAAUCAAAAUGUUUAGACCUUAUGUUCUGUUUUAAAUGUGAUGAUAGUGAGCAGAUGAUAAUAUUGUUCUAUUUAUUUCAAGUUUCUUAACUUUUUAACAUGUUUGUGUCGACUGUGUGGUCAUAGAAAUUUGCAUAAGUUGGGUUUCAUGUCAGACCCACAUGUUAGUGCGUAACAUGGAACUCUUAUGAUUCAUCAGAAGAAUAAAACAUUUGACUUCUC